This is a messenger RNA of Siniperca chuatsi (mandarin fish), 1131 nucleotides long. Its product is annotated as apolipoprotein A-I-like. Gene Ontology annotation, cellular component: chylomicron; high-density lipoprotein particle; extracellular region. Lineage: Eukaryota; Metazoa; Chordata; Actinopteri; Centrarchiformes; Sinipercidae. The record is from RefSeq and is a predicted model, not a curated record. The transcript is spliced from 4 exons. Bases 118 to 885 code for a protein of 255 amino acids. Gene Ontology annotation, biological process: reverse cholesterol transport; phospholipid efflux; triglyceride homeostasis. Gene Ontology annotation, molecular function: cholesterol binding; phosphatidylcholine-sterol O-acyltransferase activator activity; phospholipid binding.
UGGACUUUGAGAUCAUUACUUUCUGGUUUGCUAUAUAAGCUACAGAACCUCACCAGCUGAACACAAGUGCUGCCAAGUGAACUUGCAGAUACACUCGCAAACUCAGGUCUAAGAACCAUGAAGGUCCUUGUUGUGCUUGUUCUAGCCGUUUUCAGUGGCUGUCAUGCCAACCUUUUCUAUGCUGAUGCACCGAAGCCACAGCUGGAAGUGCUGACUGAUGCAUUUUGGGACUAUGUUGCCAAAGCCACACAGACAGCUGAUGACACAGUCCAGUUGAUCAGGAAGUCUCAGUUUGGACAGGAUGUCAGUGCCCGUCUGACAGAGAGUGCUGACAUGGCCAGCACGUAUGCAGUCACCCUCCAGGAGCAGCUUCCCCCUGCAGCCCAGGACCUGAUCACCAAAGUCACCACAGAGGCUGACGUGCUGAGAGAGCGUGUGACCCAGGAACUGAGCACUGUCAGGGAGAGGCUGGAGCCCUACACAGAGGACAUGAAGGCCCAGAUCCAGCAGAGAGUGGAGCAGCUCAAACAGGAGCUGGCACCCUACGCAGAAUCCCUGGACUCUGAGGCCCUGAGGACCACCCUGAUGCAGAAGAGCGAGGAGCUGAAGACCAGCCUGGAGCAGAGUAUGAAGGAUCUGCAGACUCAGCUGGGGCCCUACACUGAUGACCUGAAGCAGAAGGUGGACCAGCACCUGCAGGACUUCAAGGAGAGGGUGGCGCCUGUGACCGAGAAGGUCCAGAGUGAGCUGGCUCAGAGAGCCCAGCAGGUGAAAGAAAUGGCCGCCCCCUACGUUGAUGAGCUGAGGGAAAAGCUGGACCCCUAUGCCCAGGACCUCCAGGCUCGUCUCACCUCCCUCUACGAGUCCUUUGUCAAAACCAACUAAAUCAACUUCCACCUCACGUUAAACAGAAAGAAACUGCAUCCAAAGAAACACAAUUAUCUGAUCCCAGGAACACGUCCAUGUUAAUAACAAUAUGACAACACAAGCUCACUGGGUUUGAAAUUUGAAGAUAUCUUUAGAUAUAUUUAAAGUAUUAAAUAAUAAAUAAUAAAUAUUGGGUGUUGGUCUGUGACCUCACACUGUGUUCUCUUCCUAUAUUAUGGAAAUAAAGUAAAAGCAAAACAUAAA